Hippocampus comes (tiger tail seahorse) is the source of this 2364-nucleotide messenger RNA. Its product is annotated as CTTNBP2 N-terminal-like protein. The record is from RefSeq and is a predicted model, not a curated record. The transcript has 7 exons. Lineage: Eukaryota; Metazoa; Chordata; Actinopteri; Syngnathiformes; Syngnathidae. The coding region runs from base 8 to 1762 and encodes 584 amino acids.
UUAAACGAUGCUCGCGUCCAGCGACAGGACUCCGUUCGCUUUAGAUCAAGACGACUCAAAUCUGGGAGAAAAGGAGGAUAAAAGUUCAUGUCGGACUUUUUCAAGGGGCUCUAAGGACCGCAUGAAGUCCAAGCUGAACAUGGAGAGUUUGACUAAGCCGGAGCUGCUGAUGCUCUUUAGCAUCCUGGAGGGAGAGCUGGAAGCCCGAGACAUAGUCAUUGAUGCUCUCAAGGCUCAGCGCAAGGAGUUCUUUGUGCAGGAGCGCUACGGCCGCUACGACCUCAGCGAUCCGUUCCUGGCUCUGCAGAGAGACGGCGAGGUCGUGGGGGCCCACCGGGGCAAGGACCACCCGGCCACCUCCAACCCGCUGGUGGUGCUCAAGCUGGUGGUGAGCCACUGUAGGAGGAUGCAGGAGAAGAUGCUGGCCCAGCUGGCGGCGGCGGAAAGCAGGCACAGAACGGUGAUCAUGGACCUGGAGGAAGAGAAGAGGAAACACGCUGAAGACACGGCCGAGGGUGACGACGUCACCUACAUCCUGGAGAAGGAGCGGGAGCGUUUACAACAGCAACUGGAAUUUGAGCGUGGCCAGGUGCGGCGCUUGGAAAAAGAACAGCGACGUGUCACGGAUCAGUUGGAGGAGGAGCGAGCGCAGCACAAGCAGCUCUCCUGCGCUCUGGCCAAAGAGUGCAAGUGGGCCAGCGCCAGAGCCUUGGAGGAGGGCCACCGUCUCACCGAGGCCGGUCGCAAGCUGGACAAGGAGCGGGAGGCCUGCCAGGCGCUGAAGGAGGAGUUGGAGGAGGAAAGGAGGCGAGCGCUGAGGAUGGAGGCCAGGGUGGAGGAGCAGUUGGCCGAGUUUGACACGGAGCGAGAGCAGCUCCGCUCGCGACUCAAGAAGGAGGAGGCGCACUGCGCCAGACUGCAGCAGCAGGUGGAGGAGCUUCAGAGGAAGCUGAGAGAUGUCAAUGCGGUGGCAGACCUUCAAGAGGAAGGUGAGCAGUGGACCACAAAGGUUCCUUUCACAAAGAAGACGGCAGAAGCGAAACUGGAACACAACGAGGACGAAGGUCACCAAGGAACCGUAGAGACAAACGUCAACGGGCACCGUUUAGCGACGGAGGCUGACGAUCCUCCUAACAGCGGACCCCCAAAUGGGAAUUCUCCAGAUCAACAGACACUGAGUCCUUCCAAGUGCAUUUCCCCCAUCCUAACCAAACGUCCCAGCGCUCAGGCGGGUUGCAGGUCUUCGUACCAGGCCGGAAUCAACCAGCGCUUCCAUGCCGCCCGCCACAAGUUCCAAGCGGCCCCGACUGACCCCGAACCUGCCCAGCCAGAUGCCGCCGGCACCUACCCUGCUCCUUCUCCUCCUCCUCCGGCCGAGUCAACCAAGCAGAUGGCCCGCAGCACUGUCACCCAAGUCCUAUCCCGCUUCACCACCACGCAGCAGGCACCCAAACUCUCCGCUGCCAACCACUCGCCCUUUGGGACCGACUACCGCUGCUUGGCCGCGCCCUUGUCACCCGUCGCGAGCCGGGCGGCGGCCCCAUGUCAGGGGAUCCGCUCGCCCACAAUCCCAAGGGGGGACAGGGGAAACCCUCCGCCCAUCCCGCCCAAGAAACCCGGCUUGGCUCAAGGCCCGCCCUCGCCGGCCGCCGUCCCAAGGUCGGGCAGCCAUUAUAAUGACGGCCACCUCUCGGGAAGCUGCGGCCUCACUUCCGCCCAAGAUGGCGUCAAAGAACUGGAUGUGGUGCUAUCGUCCAAUUAACAGACUGUUCAUGAGACUAUUGAAACUGUUAUAUAUAUAUAUGAUUUUUAUAUUUAUUAUGGCUGUAUAGAAAUAUGCAUCGGCUCACAUGGUUGUUCAAACAGCAAUACAAGAAUCCCUCAUGAUAUGCUGAGUUAGGGCACUAGCCACGAAUAAGUGCCAGUUUUUAAGAAACAACUGAGGAUCCAGGCUCCACAGACAAAAACAGGAACUGGUGAAUUUAAAUUUAAAUAGUGAACCAUGAAUAUUUGGGGGAUUUCUGUAUUGUAUGUUUGAUUAAUAGCUGUCCUAAUGUAUUUGUACUCAUAAACUUUAUAUGCAGUUUUUAAAUGCCGCUUUUAUUGUUAUAAAACAGUACAGUCAACUUUUAUAAAGGUUCCUUUCCUACGACAUGAUAGAAAUCUAGUUUUAUACAAUAACUUUACUGUACAUAUAGUGAUGAUGAUCACAUUAUUAUAUUGUCAUGAGCACGGUACUAUUAUGUAUGUAUUUUGAAGAGAUUAAUAUUACAGCCAAGUUGCUAUUUCUGUGCACUCAUUGUACUGUAUAACAUUCCUCUUCUGUAUGUGCUGGAAGGUUUAAUAAAUGAAACGCAACAACGA